Exophiala xenobiotica is the source of this 4074-nucleotide messenger RNA. RefSeq lists its product as uncharacterized. Gene Ontology annotation, molecular function: ATP binding; ATP hydrolysis activity. Gene Ontology annotation, cellular component: cytosol; peroxisomal membrane; peroxisome. The record is from RefSeq and is a predicted model, not a curated record. The transcript is spliced from 2 exons. NCBI's taxonomy places the organism in Eukaryota, Fungi, Ascomycota, Eurotiomycetes, Chaetothyriales, Herpotrichiellaceae. Gene Ontology annotation, biological process: protein import into peroxisome matrix. Bases 201 to 3917 code for a protein of 1238 amino acids.
GUUCAGCAUAUACUCAUAUCCUCUUUUAUUAGUAUGUUAGCAAAGAGUCGGGUCUGCCUUACAGGGACCGGUGGUGGCCUAGUGUCUUUAAUUGCUUGCCCCGAUUUGCAACAUCCCAAUCUGCCCGUUUAAAAGCUUCAUUGCGCCUUUUGCCCUUAAGGGCGCAACAUCUCUUUAGCCAACCGGCAUCAAUUCGCAUCAUGGCGCCCCCUGUUCGAGCUGAAGUGGUCCUUGUAUCACUUAAGAACUGCUUGGUCAACCUGCCGCCGGGCCUGAUUGCCUUGAUCAGCAAUACCAAUAUUCCGGCCCAAAAUGUCGUUGUCGAGCUACAAUAUCGGUCCCAGACGUUGUCUUCCAGUGCCAUAUCCAGUGGGAACAGUGCAGGCUUCCAACGCUCUGCCUAUGUGGGAUGGACCGGCAUGCCUAGUCGGACCCGACCGGCCUCUGUCAUCAACACGGAUCGAGCGCGUUCAGGCAGAGAACAAGAAACCCAAACGGUCGAGAUAGACGCAACAUUCGGCAAAGUACUUGGUCUUUCGGAAGGCCAGAAAAUCGGCAUCCUAAUACAUCUGGACCCACCCCUCGCCCAUAGUAUCAACAUCGAGCCUCUUACGCCGGCUGACUGGGAGGUCAUUGAAUUGCAUGCCACUUUCUUGGAGCUGAAUCUUCUAUCUCAGAUUCGUGCGGUACCCAAUCCCUCCUUCAACAUCAAAGGAGCUGUUCAAUCCGAGCACACCCACCCACUCACUCUGCACCUGUCACCAACCUCAACAGCGAAUAUCAUCGUCACGUCUCUGGUUCCUCCCCUCAGAAGUACGACACCUUUUGCCAAAAUCGCUCCGGAUGCUGAAGUCAUUGUUGCCCCUAAAACUCGGCCAAAAUCUAGUCGAAGUACUAGAGAAGACUCAAGGAGUGUUGCAAGCAGACGCAGUGGCAAAAGUGGCGUCAGUACCGCUCGGACUUCGGGUUCCAAGAGAGGUCCUGCUAGAUCCGCAGUCUUCAUGCGUUCAAUCGAUCGAGCUUGCGCAAAUGUAUAUUUUGACGAGGCGUCGGAAUCCUCGCCCAACGACAGACUCUGCAUCUGGCUUGCGAAUGAUGUGCUUAAUUCCGACGCUCUGAAGGCUACGGCUUGGGCAAAUAUCACGAUCGUGAAACCUGCGGGCCUACGUGCACAGCUGGACUCAGCCCAGGUCAAUCAAUUGAAGGAAGAGGAAAAUAGCGAAGUUGGACGACCGGCAUCCAAGAUCGUGGCCCAGGUGCUCCCGUGGCCUAGUCCUCUUGACGACCAGCACGUCGUCUUGUCAACAUCUCUAUGCAAAAUGCUCGGAGCAGAAGGCCUUGUCGGACUAAUUGUCCGCAUCGAAGCGGCUGGAAUGCCACUUCCACGCUAUUCUAUCCCGAAAUUCCAGUUCUAUCCAUUCCUGCCGCUGAACUCGACGAAGAAAGAUGGACUCAAAUUUGGUGGUGACACCAAAGCCGCAAAACAAGCGAUAGCUGAAAAGCUGCGAUUAACGUUCAACGGCGAUGAGGGCCUCCUGUCCGGUCCGAUCACGGAUGGCAUGAUCCUACCAUCGACUGGGGAGCCUUCUUCCGCAUCAUCAUUCGAUGGUGGGAUCCUAAGAUUUCGUGCUCCCUCUGGUCAUGACGAUGACCGAGGCAAUUCCAGCUUAUGGGUACUCGGACAGGAACAAGACCAAGAAUUUGACGUCAAAGACGAAGUCCCUCGACCUAUGGAAUUGGCAACCAUGUUCCCGAGCUUUGCUCACAGAAUACCGGCGGACAUUCCCAACCUAGUUGGCGUCGACGGGAUCCUCAGGCAAUCCAUGUCUAAUCUGACAUUAUGCUCAUCAGUCCUUCUAACGGGUGGGAUCGGAUCAGGGAAGACUUCACUUGCUCAAUCUAUCGGCCAGCGACUACGAGAAGACUACGUGUUUAACGUAACGUACUUCCCAUGUCAAAAGCUGGUCACGGAUGAAACGAGAGUAUCAACAGUCAAGGAAACCUUGACUCGACUCUUUAUGUCGGCCUCAUGGUGCGCAAGGCUAGGCGGACAAUCAGUGGUCAUCCUGGACGACUUGGACAAGAUUUGUCCCGUGGAAACAGAAUUGCAAGUCGGCAAUGACAAUGGUCGCAGUCGUCAGAUCACCGAGAUCCUUUGCGCCGUGGUCCGCGAGUAUUGCAGUAUCCACUCUGGGGUCGCCCUUCUGGCAACGGCACAGUCCAAGGACGCCCUGAACAACAUCAUCAUUGGAGGUCAUAUUGUGGGGGAUAUUAUCUCCAUCAAGGCUCCCACGAAAGAAGUCCGGCGCGACAUAUUAUACUCUCUAACUGGCGACGAAUCCCAAUCCAAGAACGGUCACGCACGAAAUCAAAGCGACACCAGCAUGUCGGAAAGUUCGUGGAUGGACCCGUCAGGUUCUUCUUCUCGCCCUGCCUCCUCAUCUUCAUCUCGACUCGAGGCCUUCCGUGUCGCCCCGAACCUAGAUCUUCUCGAUGUCGCCGGCAAGACCGAUGGCUACAUGCCGGCCGAUCUUGCAUUACUCGUGUCGAGAGCAAGGACGGAAUCGCUGACACGUAUAAUCACACAGAACGACAACUCCGAUGGCCCUCCGACGUUGACGAAGGCCGACUUCGAUGCCGCCUUGAAGAAUUUCACGCCAUCCUCUCUCCGCAAUGUCACCCUGACCCACUCGAGCACCACGUUCUCCUCCAUUGGAGGCCUACAUUCCACGCGAAACACCCUCCUCGAAACACUCCUCUACCCCACCAAAUACGCACCCAUCUUCACCCGCUCUCCGCUUCGCCUCCGAUCCGGCCUGCUCCUCUACGGCUAUCCGGGCUGCGGCAAGACGCUCCUUGCGUCCGCAGUCGCGGGCGAGUGCAACUUGAACUUCAUAUCCGUUAAGGGCCCCGAGAUUCUCAACAAGUACAUCGGCGCGUCCGAGAAAUCUGUCCGUGACCUCUUCGAGCGGGCCCAAGCUGCCAAACCUUGCGUCCUGUUCUUCGACGAGUUCGACAGCAUCGCGCCCAAGCGUGGCCACGACAGCACUGGCGUGACGGACCGCGUGGUCAACCAGAUGCUCACGCAGAUGGACGGCGCCGAGGGUCUAGAAGGCGUGUACGUCCUCGCUGCCACGUCGCGACCUGAUUUGAUCGACCCGGCGCUCCUCCGCCCAGGCCGUCUCGAUAAGAGUCUGCUGUGCGACAUGCCGGACAUGAACGACCGUCUGGACAUUCUCGGCGCGGUCAGUACGAACCUCCACCUCACGCCCGAGGUGGAGAACCGCCUGCUCAGCGUCGCGCAACGCACAGAGGGAUUCAGCGGCGCCGAUCUGCAGGCGUUGAUGUACAACGCACAUCUCGAAGCGAUCCACGAUUUACUUGGCGACACAAAGUCCGCGGACAAAGAGAAAGGCAAAGGCCUCGCGAACGGCACGAAAGAAAGCGCGAGCGGACGUCGUCGCAAGCGCCCUGGAACCGAGAAGCACGACUUCAUUGAGUUCCUCUUCGACCCCGAGGAAGAUGCGCGCGCGAAGAAACUUCUCACGUCGUCGUCCAUGGACUCCAAGGCCGCGAUUGCCGCAAAGUUGGAUGAACUGAAGCUCACGAGGAAGCGGGAGAAGGCGGCGUUGAGGAAUAGUUAUGCCCGAAGUACAAGUACUCAUGGCUCGUCGUUUUAUGCCCACACCGAGAACGGCGCUGGCGAGAGCAAGGACGAAGACAACCACGGCAAAGUGGAAGUCGUCAUCGAGUGGAGACAUAUGGAGAAGUCGCUGGCCACGACGAGGAGUUCGAUAUCGCCCGACGAGAGGAGGCGGCUCUCUGCGAUUUAUCGUGAAUUUGUGGUGGGAAGGAAUGGCGAGAUGCCGAAUGGUCAGGGUGGGAGUGAGAUCGGAGGGAGGACGAGUUUGAUGUAGGUUUGUAGAUAGGUCGAAGAUCAGAGUGGAAUAUAUUGGUGGCAAUGCUCUGUUCGCUGUUAGGUUAAGAGCGCCGGGUCUGACACAAAGUAUCUGUGGACGAGGAGGCAUAGUACGCGAUUACAGCGUUGGACAGAGAAGCACGUCUGUUCCUCAA